AUGGAUCUGGACAGAACAGAGGACCUAAAUAAGGUCCGUCCUUCAGUAUACUGUGCUUCGUUAAAGCUUCGCUCCCUGCAGAAACUAUGCCAAAUGCAUAUGGUUUUGAUCCAGGAUUUGCGCCAUAUUUUCUGUGCUGAAGGGGGCUCAGAGAAUUCAACACAAAAACUUUCCCAGGAUACCCUGAGGCAGAGUUUAGAACAGCUCUUCCUGGGUGUCUUACAGAAACUACCUAGUCAGGUGGUACAAGAUGCCACAGAACAGACCACCAGACUCCUCUUCAAACUGUAUGACAGACAGAAGGCUGGUUUUGUAUAUCUCAGAUCGGUUGAGGCUGCACUGAUAGUCCUUUCAGGAGACACCUUGGUGGCCAAAGAUAGAGCUCUUUUUCAGUUAGCUGUUUGUUGCAGUAGGAAUCUGGGAAUCAAGGACGCCUCAGUCAGCCUCAGCAGCCUUUGGGCCCUUCUGGAUGACCUUAGCCAGAUCCCAGCCGUGGUUCAAGAAAACCAUGUGUUUGGUUCAGUGGAAAGCGCAAUCAAUUCCUGCUUUAAAGACGUAAAUAAGGAAAGUGUUGGGGAGGAACACUUUUUGAGCUGGCUUAUGUCUGAGCCUCGUCUGCUGCUUUGGAUCUCCACACUUUACAGGAUCUCAGUAAGCGAGACAGUACAGCACAGAGUCCAUUGUCAUAUCUGCAAGGCCUUUCCUAUCGCUGGCCUUAGGUAUCGCUGUCUGAAGUGUCUAAAUGUGCAUGUGUGCCAAAACUGUUUCCUGACCAAGAGAUUCACAAGAAAGCACAAGCUGGUGCAUCCAGUUCUAGAGUACUGCACUCAGCCAUCGUGGAAAGAGUCAAUAGCAUCACUUGCAUCCAGCGCCCGCCAUGCCCUUCGACCUCGUCACUACACCAGGGGAGAGUCACAAAGCAGGAGAGUCAUUAGACCUGGCUCUAACAAUGAUCCAAAGAACAGUACAUAUUUUCCAGAGCAGCAGGAAUGUGUGGAUGUUGAUCAAAGCGGACAAUCUGACGUCAGCUUGUUGGAGAAUUGUCCUUCUUCUUCUCUGCAGCUUAAAGAAUCCAAAGGACUGCAAACAGAUGAAUCUGACACACAGCCUCAGGGAAAGGCAUCACUUCUCCAAAAAGAUGUAAAUAUAUCACUACAGGCAAUGAGGGAAAUGCAGAGAGAUAAAUGUACUUCUUUUCCAGAGCAGCAGGAAUGUGUGGAUGUUGAUCAAAGUGGACAAUCUGACGUCAGCUUGUCACAAAAUCCUUCUUCUCCUCUGCUGCUUAAAGAAUCCAAAGCACUGCAAACAGAUGAAUCUGUCACACAGCCCCAGAUAAAGGCAUCACUUCCCCAAAAAGAUUUAAAUACACUUCAGGCAAUGAGGGAAAUGCAGAGAGAUAAAUGGCUCCUGGAGAAAGAAUUUCAGGUGUGGAAAGUAGCUGCACAGUCAGAGCAUGACUUGCUGGAGGACAGGUGCACAGAGCUAGAGGAUACAAUGAAAUCACUGAUACAGCACAACCAGCAGCUGGAAGAACAACUGGAACAAGUCAGACAUGCUUUAAAUAGUAGGACAAGAAAUGAGUAUAACCCUGAUAUCUACACACCUCUUGCAUGCACACAACAAUGCAACAAAAGUGAAAGACUUUAUACAGCACAGGAGAAUCCCAACUCACAGCCCAUCUCUAUAAGUGACAAAAGAGAACCAGAGAGCGAAGAAGAAGAGGAGAUAGAAGAUAGAGUGGAGAGAAAUGAGAAGAUGGUGGAGAAAGAACUAAGCAAAGAUGAAGUUCUUCCUCAGGUACAGGAGGAAAUGCAUAUCGAUUUAGCUGUGGCAGAGAGUUGGGAAACAAUGACACAAAAAGAAGUUGAAGUUGUUCAGGAGUCUAAAACUAUGGGUCUAGAGAAUGAGGAGGAAGACAAGGAGGAAGAAGUGGAUGAUAAGAUGGAAGAGCAGGUGGAGGAGCUAGGUGAGAAGUUGGACCCACAAAAUGAAAGACAAGAGCUCAUGUUGGAAGAUCCAGCAUCAGUAUGGUGUGUCGAAGAGAAGGAGUCUGAGACAGAUGUCUCAGAUGAGGAUAUAGAGAAGGAACUAUGUGACGUGGUGCAGAGACUUCAGGAUGCACUUCUUCUUCCCACAACAGCAGGUUCUGAUUCUCAUCAGAAAAAGGCACUGUUAAAGGCAGCAGAGGAAGUUGGAGAUUCAGUAUUUAAUAUUGUUACUUCCAUCAAAUCAUUUAACUUACCCUUAGAGGAUCUUGAAUAGAACCACAUUUUUGCUGAAUAGAUAGACUCACAUUUGGCUGUUGGCAUCAAAUAUUUAGUACUGGUACAAUUUUACUUGGAAAGUUUGCAUCCAAUUUAUUCAAUGAUUAGGCCUUCACAGAAUUAAAGUAAACCUUUACGUGAGGGCGGCACGGUGGCUCAGUGGGUAGCAUUACUGCCUCACAGCAAGAAGGUCCUGGGUUCCAGGUGGGGCGGUCUGCAUGGGUUUCCUCGGGGAGCUCCUGUUUCCUUCCACAGUCCAAAGACAUGCAAGUGAGGUGAAUUAGAGAUACAAAAUUGUCCAUGACUGUGUUCAACAUUAAACUUGUGAACUGAUGAAUCAUGUGUAAUGAAUAUAACCAAAGUGUGUAAAACAUGACGUUAAAAUCCUAAUAAAUAAAUAAACCUUUACAUGCACUUGUAAUGAACAUGUCUUGGAAGAUAAGAC
Messenger RNA from Trichomycterus rosablanca, 2709 nucleotides. RefSeq names its product dystrotelin (gene dytn). The coding region runs from base 1 to 2262 and encodes 753 amino acids. Gene Ontology annotation, molecular function: zinc ion binding. Gene Ontology annotation, biological process: synaptic signaling. The record is from RefSeq and is a predicted model, not a curated record. The transcript is spliced from 16 exons. Gene Ontology annotation, cellular component: plasma membrane. NCBI's taxonomy places the organism in Eukaryota, Metazoa, Chordata, Actinopteri, Siluriformes, Trichomycteridae.